AUGGAUUUAACUUUUAAUAGAUUAUUAGCAAGAAGUAAUGCCUAAGAGCAAAGCAAAAUAGGGGAUCCUUGGGAGGUUAUUCCUAUAAAAAAUAGAAAACAGGCGCGUGAUACUGAAGAAAUUCAUCUUGGUUAAAGAGGCUUAGAAACAAUAAAAAAUUUUGAAGAUUUCCCAAAUUUAGAAGUUUUAUAUUUGAACGAUAAUAAAAUGGAAAGAUUAGAAGGACUUGAUAGUAAUUUCAGAAUUAAGCAUUUGUAUCUUUUUAACAAUAAAUUGAAAACACUUGAUGGAAGUCUGUAGUUUUUAAAUCACUUAGAGACGCUUGUAUUGUAUAAAAAUGAAUUGAGAGAUUUGGAUUUAAAUUUAUCAAAGAUGCAACAUCUAACAAGCUUAAAAUAAUUAGAUUUAUUUGAUAAUCCUCUUGCAGAUGAACCUCACUAUAGAUUGCGUGUUAUUUAUGCUAUGCCUUCAGUUAAAGUUUUUGAUCGUCAUGUUGUAACUUAAGAAGAGAGAAAUAAAGCAAAGAAAUUUAUGGAAACUGACUAUAAUUAAAUUAGAAGUAAAAAGGAUGAAAAAAAGGUUAUUAAAAUACCUCCAUCUGCUAUGUUCUCUCAAAAUGAGAAAGAUUUGUAUAAAGAAGCUACUUUUAUUAAAAAGAAAAGAUUUGAGGAAACAUAAAGGCUAGAAGAAUAAACAAUAUUAAUGAGGACAGCAUAGAAUAUUGUUUUCGACACAACUAAAGUUCCAAUAAGCAAAGAAAAGCAGGAAAUGGAAAGAAGAAAAUAAGAAGAACCAUUAAGUAUAAUAACUGAAUGGGAUAAGAGUAGACUGAAGUCGCUCUUUAAGCAAUUUGAUAAAGAUAAAAAGGCAUAAAUUCCUCUAGAUAAAUUGGGUGAACUUUACGAAUUGAUUAUGGCUGAUAAAGGAUUUGUAGGUAAAGUUCCUGAUUGCAGUGUGGAAGAAUUCAUUCAAAAAAUAUAACCUGAAAGAGAUACAAUUUUGUAACCAGGUGAUAAGGAUUAUAAAGAACCACCAAAUUAUCUAACAUGGGACGAUUUCAGAUUUAAUUUAAAUAAAUUUUAUUGGGUCAAGCCUGAAAGUGAUUAAGCAAACAAAAGGAUCAAGGAUUUGUAUUAUCAAGCAAACAAAAAAAUAUAUAGUGGAGAUUUGCCUAAUGCUAAAGAACUUCUGUUCAAAGCAAUUAAAAUUGAAAGCCAGCUCGGUGCAACUGAGACCAAUAAAGUUCUAUUAAAAAAGACUGAGAGAAUAGAAUAAAAGAACCCAAGAUAUGAUUCCUUCGAUUUUGCUAAAUUUACUUUUAAAAAAGACUUUUCAAACACUUCUAAGUUUGUGUAUUGA
Messenger RNA from Tetrahymena thermophila SB210, 1359 nucleotides. RefSeq lists its product as hypothetical. Gene Ontology annotation, molecular function: protein binding; calcium ion binding. The record is from RefSeq and is a predicted model, not a curated record. The transcript is spliced from 7 exons. NCBI's taxonomy places the organism in Eukaryota, Ciliophora, Oligohymenophorea, Hymenostomatida, Tetrahymenidae.